This is a messenger RNA of Myxocyprinus asiaticus (Chinese sucker), 2892 nucleotides long. RefSeq names its product vesicle-trafficking protein SEC22a-like. The transcript is spliced from 6 exons. NCBI's taxonomy places the organism in Eukaryota, Metazoa, Chordata, Actinopteri, Cypriniformes, Catostomidae. The record is from RefSeq and is a predicted model, not a curated record. The coding region runs from base 866 to 1777 and encodes 303 amino acids. Gene Ontology annotation, biological process: endoplasmic reticulum to Golgi vesicle-mediated transport.
GACGAACAAAGCCGAAGCUGUGUCGAACGUAAGCAAACCCAUCAGCGAAGAGAUCCUCAGGAAGAGCUCAGCGAUGACAUUUGCAAAAUAUAACGAUAUAUUUGCAAAAUAACACGAAAGGGUUAUUAUGUCUUAAUAUCUUUUAAACGGUCUCAUGUCAGUAGGUAUGUACAACAAACAGUGGCGAUGCAUGCAGUCAUUAAAAGCCCAGCUAAAGGGCUUGCUAAGGAAGCAGUGGUAUCUACUCCACAUCAUUACUUAUAAUCGCAAUAUUUAGUUUCAGUGAUUCCACUUUUAAUCAAACUGGUAUAAUUAGUUCUGUGCUUUUGGUCUAUGAAUAAGAGAAUCCGCCGAUGUGAUGCCUUGCUGUUAGUAAAUCUGCUAAUGUUAUUACUAUUAGCUUAGCUCACUGUGCUGCAGAUAUCAUGAGAAUAUGAGUAUAAAUAGAGUUGAAUAUAAAAUAAUUGAAUAAAAAGAGUAUAGAUACAGUAUUUAAAUUAGUGUCUGAAUUAGGGUCAGGUUACUGAUUUUGCAGUGUUUCCAGAAUGAGACGUUUAUUUAUUCAUCAUUUAAAUAUUGCCCAUAUUAUUAGUUAUAGGCUAUACAAUAUGUGCUUUAUUUCAGUGUGUUUUGGUUUUCUACAUUCACUUUCAACUCUGUGGUGGCUAAGAAAUGUGAAACUGUUGGGGUUGAAAGUUAAGGAAAUAUGUUGAGGAUUGCCAGCAAUUUAUCCCCAUACAGUAUCCAUUGUCUAUUUUGUCAGCACAAAACAUUGAGUGGUAAGAAUGGAGUAUUAUAAGUCAUUGACUCACUGAUCUAUUGAUUUUCUCUUGUCCAUUCAGGUGUGCAUUGAGCUUUGUGUAAGAUGUCUAUGGUCCUGUUUGCCUCUGUGGUGAGAGUGAGGGACGGUCUGCCCCUGUCUGCCUCCACGGACCAUGAACAGGAUAAAGGACUUCAGGAGGUUAAGAAACAUCUAAAGGGUCUAUCCAAAAAACUCAGCCAGUUUCCAGAUCGCUGCUCACUCAGAUCCGGCCUAUACAACAUCAAUUUCACAAGCUCACUUGGAGUUGGCUAUUUGAUGGUUUGCACGGAGAACUAUCCAAAUGUCCUGGCCUUCAGCUUUCUGGAUGAACUUCAGAGAGAAUUCAUUGUCACGUAUGACACCAAGCGGAUCAACAGUGCUUUGAGGCCUUUCUCCUUCAUUGAGUUUGAUAACUUCAUCCGGAAAACCAAGCAACGUUACAAUAGCCCACGUUCCCUCUCCACCAAGAUUAAUCUGGCCGACAUGCAGACUGAGAUCAAGCUCCGGCCUCCUUAUCAGCUCUCCCCGGAGGACAUUAGAUCAAUCAAUGGCUUCUCACAACAAAAGCAGUCUAAAUAUAACGGCAUAGCUUCUAAUCAAAUGCUGGAGCCUGUUACACUGCCUGGUAUCGUUGCCUGCGUUCUAAGUGUCCUGUGCGGCGCUCUCAAUUUGUUGCGGGGAGUCCAUGCAAUAGAAAGCAUAUUACAGAACGACGAUGAAGACUUUAAUUACGUAAUUGCUUUUUUCCUGGGGACUGCGGCCUGUUUGUAUCAGUGUUACCUGUUUGCCUACUUCUCAGUAUGGAGGAACAUCAAGUCAUUCCUGGCCUUUGCCAUGAUCUGCCUGUGUAACAUGUAUCUCUAUGAACUUCGUAACAUAUGGCAGAUCCUCUUCCACAUGACGGUGGGAGCGUUCAUCACACUGCAGAUCCACCUGAGACAACCGCAGGGCAAAGCACCUGACUAUAACGUUUGACACCCCCCCACCCCCACCCCCCCCCCCCCAUUAUCUGUUUAAAGACUUUAGAACAUAGCCCAACACAGUUAUACAGUUAUCCACAACUCGAAGUUUGAAGGAUUGUGAAGCAGGGCUUCACAUAUUGGUUGUUGAGUUUUGAUAUUGUUCAUCAGUUGUUUUGCUGCCAUUUGAGGUGAGAGAUGAGAGUUCUGGUCUAAAGAAAAGAUCAUAACAGGGACUUUGAUAUUUCAAGCAUGAAUCUAAUCAUGUGAGCUUCUAAAGCUAAUCAUUAGCAAAUAAUUCAGAUGUUCAAAUUUAAUAUAUUAUCAGAGAUUUGUAUUUAAAUUGGGCUUAAGAUGUCAUUUUAGAAAAUGUAUUUACACAUUGUACGAUUGUUUCUCUAUUUUAAUUGUUGAAGCCAACGCAUAUGCAAAGAAAGACUUGUUUUUUUAUAGCUGCCUAUAUACAGCUAAAUGAUUAUUAUUUAUUUUUUUUACAGUCAGAAACAAGCAUUUGAUGGCUUUAUUUUGCCAUAUGCUUUCACACAUAUGCCUAAUUUCAGAGUCACUGUGUUGUCAUGGUCAUUAGUCAGAUGUCUUUGCCUGAAAGUAUAAUCAGACCUGUUAUUUAUCAGUCGUGUCAAUGCUGCCUGCAGGUGUGUACCUGCAAAUGAAUGCUGUGAGUUCUGAGGAGAAAGGAACCACACUACUAUACAGACUUCUUUUUUGCCCAAAAGCCACAAUGAGUGUCAGCUGCCUUUUGUCAAUGGGUCUGUUUACUAUAGAGUAGAGUUUUGAUAACCUGCAACUGUAUGUAUGAAUGAGUUCUCUGUUUUGUUUCUAUUCACCUGGUUGGUUUUGCAUUCUGUAUUCACAGUGGAAAUAACAGGUUGUACAGAUUGAUAGCUUAUGGGCCACAUGUUUCAAAAUUCCUCAAGCUGUACACACACUUUAUUUUUCAAACAGUGUCCGGGAUGAUUAAAGAUUGAAUUAUGCAUCUUUGCAUUUUAAAGAGAGCAUAUCAGACAUCUUUCACCAAAAAUUGCUCGCUCUCUUUCUUUCCCUCAAUAUGUAGUGUGUGUUCUCAAAGUGAGGCCCUGUUCUAAAACCGACAGUAAAAAUCUUGAAUUUGUA